AUGUUAAAAGAUUCAAUAGUUGUUUUAUGUCUUUUCUUGCUAAGCGCAGGAGUUUCCGCCACUCGUGAUCCAGCCACUGGGCAUUCCCUAGGGAAAAAACCUUCAGAAAAAUUUAUAGCGACUGCCUCACCCACGGUAGCUUCUGGAAUACAAGCCUCCGAAUGUUCCCACAAUACCAGGAUGUCAAAUCAAAAGUUCGCUUGGUUCAAAAUCGACCCCUCCAAAGUGAAUCAAAAUGGUUCUACUUAUGGGACUUGUUACGCCACCACUAAAGUGCCUGCUAGCAAUCAACUAGAAACCAACAGUGGAUUCAAUUCCUUCUUCUGGCAAAAUUCGGGAGGACAAUCGGGACCAGGUACCGGCCCCAUCAGGGACCCGAACAAUGGAAAAGCUGGAUACGAGGAUAAUACUGGAAAGUUUCAUCUUGGAAAACCUACUAGUAACGGUGGCGGCAGUAAAGCAAACAACGAAAAUGCCACCAUCAAUCGGACCGGGUCUGGGGGCAAUCCCGCUAGCAAUGGUAGAUCCAGGACCGGCACAAGCGCUAAUGAAAAACCGGGAAGCAGAGGUAGUACUACGAGCAAUACCGACACUAGUACCAAUACCGGUGCUAAACAGAAUCAAAAACCCACUGGUGGAAAUAAAUCUUGA
Messenger RNA from Puccinia graminis f. sp. tritici CRL 75-36-700-3, 651 nucleotides. RefSeq lists its product as uncharacterized. The transcript has 5 exons. The record is from RefSeq and is a predicted model, not a curated record. Bases 1 to 651 code for a protein of 216 amino acids. Lineage: Eukaryota; Fungi; Basidiomycota; Pucciniomycetes; Pucciniales; Pucciniaceae.